GUGUCAUUGGUUUGUUCUUGUGGAUGUUUGGGGGCAAAUGAGCCGGUGUUGAGGCCGGGGGGAGGAAUCAGGAGUCGGUCCAUCCUGUGACUGGCUGCGCGGAGAUCAGCUGCAUGUCGACGGCUGUAGCUGGCUCGGUAUGUCGGAUGAAGAUUCCCGUGCCAGCACAAGCUCUUCCUCCUCUUCAUCAUCAACCCAUCAGCAGCAGCAGCAGCAGGAGGCAAACCCCCCAAAGAAACGAGAAAGCAAAGCCAGCAUGAGCAAAACCUCCAAACUUCUGUCCACCAGCGCUAAAAGAAUUCAGAAGGAAUUGGCUGACAUUACACUGGACCCACCUCCAAACUGCAGCGCUGGACCUAAAGGAGACAACAUCUACGAGUGGAGGUCCACCAUCCUGGGCCCUCCAGGCUCCGUGUACGAGGGAGGAGUGUUCUUCCUGGACAUCGCUUUCACACCAGACUACCCCUUCAAACCGCCCAAGGUGACGUUCCGUACGAGGAUCUACCACUGCAACAUCAACAGUCAGGGAGUCAUCUGUCUGGACAUCCUGAAGGACAACUGGAGUCCCGCACUCACCAUCUCCAAGGUCCUUCUGUCCAUCUGCUCCCUGCUCACAGACUGCAACCCUGCUGACCCUCUGGUUGGAAGCAUUGCCACACAGUACACAACAAACAGACCUGAGCACGACAGGAUAGCCAAACAGUGGACCAAACGCUACGCCACAUAAUCAGCGAGGCGGCCGCUGGUUGGACCACCUGGGGAAUGUGGGGGGUGUGGGAGGGAAAGUGGGGGGCGGGGGUCCUGGCUUGUAGCAGAGGAGGGAGGUAGGGUGGGUUUUUAUCUUGGAAUUGAAGUCUUAACUCCUGACAUUUGUUUGUUGUAUUUUUUUUUCUCUUUUUUUGUAAGUUAUCUCUGGCCCGACUAUAAUCAAAUCCGGCAAUAACGCAUUUAGUGUUUCUCUUUGAAGUUUUAGCCUGUGCUUGAAGAUGGACAUUAAUACUUAAACCACUAGAUGAAAUGUGUCUGAGCAUGAUUCCCAGUCAAUGAUGUCAGUGUAAAUUCUCACGUUGGUGUUUGCUUCCCCUCCAAACUCCCGCUCUAUGGAAAAAAAAAAGGUGUUUUACACAUGUAGACAUGUUUAGAAAUGGAUGGAUAUUGGUUGUGAUUUGUGUUGAGUACUGAUGAAAAGCUGUUCUGUUUCUCCUUUUAAAGAAUUAAACAUGACCAAGUGAA
Messenger RNA from Melanotaenia boesemani (Boeseman's rainbowfish), 1233 nucleotides. It is a transcript of the gene ube2e1, whose product is annotated as ubiquitin-conjugating enzyme E2E 1. Gene Ontology annotation, cellular component: nucleus. Gene Ontology annotation, molecular function: ubiquitin conjugating enzyme activity. The transcript has 6 exons. Lineage: Eukaryota; Metazoa; Chordata; Actinopteri; Atheriniformes; Melanotaeniidae. Gene Ontology annotation, biological process: protein polyubiquitination. The record is from RefSeq and is a predicted model, not a curated record. Bases 140 to 727 code for a protein of 195 amino acids.